This is a messenger RNA of Eremomyces bilateralis CBS 781.70, 1610 nucleotides long. RefSeq lists its product as uncharacterized. Lineage: Eukaryota; Fungi; Ascomycota; Dothideomycetes; Eremomycetales; Eremomycetaceae. The transcript is spliced from 2 exons. The record is from RefSeq and is a predicted model, not a curated record. Bases 200 to 1489 code for a protein of 429 amino acids.
AGAGAAGUCCCGUGCGAGCGAGUUUGAUAUCGCGGUCCUUGAGGAUGAGAUAUCAGCGAAGAUUGAGGAGAGGACUGAUGGGGAGGAUUGGGAUUACGGUGAUCUCGAUGUCUCUUGCCGCUCACUUUCCGGGCGUGGUUCUAUACAGACUCAGACUAUCACGGACUUUACUGAAGUCGUCGCGAAACGUAUCCAUACGAUGUCGGAGGAUAUCGUUACCGAACGGCCCCAUUCCCCAGUCCGGGUGAUAUUCUCUGUCCGGAUAACCUGCGAGGGUAUUAAGGGAAAAAAGCGUAUAAAGACAGCGACUCCAAAAGCACAAGAUCAUGCUCUCCCUGUACGGAUUACCAGCUCGCCUUCUGCCCCGGACUCUUCCUCAAAGACCACUCGUCGUACGCAGAACCUGUUAUCUCAACAGGACGCUCGGAUGGAGCGUAUACAAGUGGCUGGCGCCUAUGAGAAACAGAUCACCGAUCGAUGGCAGUGCCACGACGAGAACUGUAACAACUGGCGUGGUUUCUGUUGGGUUGACCCAACAGAUCAUCUCCAUUAUAACAUGACCGCUAUCCAUCAGCAGUCCUGGGCUAACGCGAUACGCGCAGGAGACGCAACGCUGACCAGCCCGCCUGUCAAAUUGGUUCGUGUCUGGCAACAGGAUGGGGCCGUGAAUAAGCUUGCUCGUCGCCCAAAGCAGUUAUCUGCCGCACAGCAGUCGAAAUCGAUGAUGGAAUCGUUCCAGGAGACUCAGAAACAGAUAAUGGAGAUGACACAGAUACAGAUGCAGAUGGAGAUGCAGGAACAGAUGCAGAGGAAUAACGAGCGACGAUCUCAACGUCAGGAACAAAGAGAGAUGGCAGAACAGGUGUCUAUGGCUCGCCCUCCAUACGGGCAAUCGUCGUUAUACGGACGUGGUUUCGACGCCGGCACGCCGUUCCAAUUUCCUGGAUCGGACCAUCAUCGCACUCCUGUAGAUCAGUUUCGCGGGCCACCGUCGGAUAUCAACCAUCCGCCUACCACAUUCGCGAACACUGAAUAUCGCCCUCAGUCUGCUCAAGACCACCGCCCUCGUCAAGCUUCUGUCGCCCCCAUCUCCCAAAGCGCUCCAUCGAGCCCCAUCAACACGGACGAAGACGAUAUCGAGAUAGUGAUAAAGUUCUUUGAUUGGAAGAUCCGGAACACGCAAUCGGAGAUACGUCAGGAUAAAUUGAUGCGGGCUAAGGAGACCAUUGUACAAAACGACUGGACGCUAGAUGAUAUGAAGACUAUGUCUGAUCCAGAUACACGGUUAUACUCACUCGCUCUAGCGAAGGGUAUCACUGACGGUAUGGCACGUCAGUUUAAGUCAGAUCUACGCCUGUUCAAGAGCGAGGUUAAGGGCAAGGGCCAUAUCGAUGCUGCGAGAACAGCAUCCGCCCUACUGGAUAUGCGUAAUCCGAGGGUAACCGGAACCGGAGGAGGUUUCCUCCCUCCACGGGAUGAUCCUAUAUGAAGUUCUACCACGGGAUGUUCCUAGAUCAUGCCUUCUUUCCCUAUCUCUCAUUCGUUUGCCUGUCCCCACUAGUCCCUCGGCGGGGUGGUCGGGGGAACAGAUAAUCUGGGUUCGAAUCUCG